AUGACAAGUCAAUUCGAGACGAAACAAGGGGGACGCCGUUGUUUGUCGUUUCUCGAAUCGAUAAGGGAAGAAGAUCCUAGCGGUCGAUACAUCAUAGGCCGUUCCCCAAUCCUAACCAUCACAACAUCGUGGGUCAUCCCGGGCAAGAUUGACGAGGAACAGGGCACUUUUGGUCUUGCGUGCACUGACUGCAUCAUGCCGAUCGAAGCCGACCGGACGGUUGGUCUUUGGAUCUGCACCGGGGAUCCGUGCAAGAACCUAUCAAAACUUGGGUCGGUUGAUUCCCAGCUAUACUCUCCCCGCUUCCUAGGCCAUUGGCUCACCGACUUGCACGGCGUUCUUGCAGAUUACUGCGAUUUACCAUUCUGGGCUACCUUACCACCUGGCUUCGGCCUCGUGAUGAAAACCGGGAAUGGGAAUUGCAUGACAUGCCUACAAGAUGGGUGCCCAACAACCGCCCAAUACCAAUCUGAGCGGCCGACGGGUCCCAACGAGGUGAUUAGUGUUGCACUACCGUUCCCUCCCGGCAAUGCGGUGGACAUCGGGUACAGUCUAUAUGUGUUUACAUUCUACAUCUUAUCCCCUGUGGACAGUCUUGAUAUGCGUCUCCUCGUGUCUGGAAUGGAGUCGACGUGGUUAUGUCGUGUCGCGCAGAAGGGCUAUAGGACAGAGCGUAAUGGCGAAGUCGUAGUUGGGUUUGAUAUUGCCUUUCAGGGGCAGGGCGGUCCAGGAGUGAGGUCCCGUAUCAUGCAGGAUAUGCGUUAUAUGUACAGGAAGCACGGAAACCAACGACAACAGGACGAUAUUGAACUACACUGGGUCAACCAUCCGGCACUGGCUGGGAACGAAGUCCUGGCGCGGUGA
Molecule: messenger RNA, 864 nt
Organism: Sodiomyces alkalinus F11
Lineage: Eukaryota; Fungi; Ascomycota; Sordariomycetes; Glomerellales; Plectosphaerellaceae
Exons: 14
Coding region: 1-864 (287 amino acids)
Source: RefSeq, a predicted model, not a curated record